AUGGAGUUCGCAUUUCCUACUUCUUUCCCGUUAGAGAAAAAGGUUCUUACAAAGUGGAAGCAUUUACUAGACGAAAAAAAGUUUAAAGCACUGCAGGAAAGCUCCUUUAUAGAUUCCUUUCCUCCUGUAGACCAAGCCUUUGAGGAGGAACGUGACUUACAGCCAAUUCCAGAAAACUACAGCUGUGAUUUGGAUGUUAGAAAACAGCAAAUAGAAAAUGUUCACAAGCGGUGGAUGAUGGAAUUACAGCCAAUAGAGCAGCAGAGUUAUCUUGACGACCCUACCAGUCGUCAGGCAAGAAAGCAGAGUUUCCAAAAUUAUGUUGACUCUUUUAACAAAAAACGCUAUUUAUCAGUCGAUUCUGGCCUUAACGAAGAACACCAGCCUCAUGCUCUCCCAGAGAACCAUAAAGAACAAAUGCUUGCAUCCAAGUCAAUGGAAACAAUUUCAAAUUCCGAUAGAGAGCCUUUGAAAUUACCACCUAUUAACCAACGGUUUCCUGGACCAAUCUACGUUGAUGUCGGUGCAGGCCCUUUGAACUACUGGCAAACAGCAGCAACCGAUAACUUUAUAGACAGUGAGCUUCGCAGGCGAACAAGACUUCGUAUGAAAGAAAAAAUGAUGACAUCACAAGUUUGCAUGAAUUACGAAGAGGAAAAUGAAGAUGACCCAGAAUUAGUCGGUCGUGAACUGGGUUUAUCCAAAAAACGACCUGUAGUUAAAGGGCCUAAAGAAACCAACACCCACAGCCGAUGGCUUUCUCAGAUUCCUGGUCUAUCCUGGGAGGUUGAAUAG
This is a messenger RNA of Limulus polyphemus (Atlantic horseshoe crab), 795 nucleotides long. RefSeq lists its product as uncharacterized. The transcript has 6 exons. The record is from RefSeq and is a predicted model, not a curated record. Lineage: Eukaryota; Metazoa; Arthropoda; Merostomata; Xiphosura; Limulidae. The coding region runs from base 1 to 795 and encodes 264 amino acids.